Messenger RNA from Penaeus vannamei (Pacific white shrimp), 908 nucleotides. The record is from RefSeq and is a predicted model, not a curated record. Lineage: Eukaryota; Metazoa; Arthropoda; Malacostraca; Decapoda; Penaeidae.
AUGGCGGCUUUCUGGACGAUCUCCGCGGCCACGACCUUAGACACGCUGCUGGGGGUCGACCUUGGCGCCUCUGCAGCUGUUGAAGGAUGGGCGGGAGGCGGAGGAGGCGUAGCAGGAGGAGGAGGCACCAACGGCACCGGCGUCGGGAGAUCGCGAGUCAAGAGACAGCUGAUUGACUUCCCGGACGACGCUGUGAUGGAGUUCAUCUUCAAGCUGGUGGUUCCCUACUGGACUUACGGGUCGGCGAUUGGUGUGAGACUGCCAGCUCUUUCAGUAAAGGCUAAACUCAAAACCUUUUCUCGCGUGGUAGACCGUCGUAAACAAGAUAAAAUAUAUGUACCAAUUCACUACCGCUUCGAGCUGACGUACGAACUGCCCAACCAGCUCCUUCGCCGCCGACGCAAGCGCAGUCUGGUGGAGGAAAGGGCGUCUGUCUACGCUCUGCUGGGGGACUCGCUCUCCAAGGCGGGAUUGGACGGCGAAGCGUGUAUGUUGAGGGCGGUGUGUGAGGUAGGGGAAUCCCCCUUGGAAGAAUAUGGAAUGUUCGGGGAAUUCCUUAACCUUAUAUUCACGCCGGGUUUCGGAGCGGAUGGCAACCACCACGACUUCAUCGAGGCGGAAGACUACGGCAGGAGCUACGGGAACUGCUGGUCUGCCUUUCCUGACUGCCCAAUGUCGAUGAGGGAGAUGCUUCACGAAUUCUUCCUAAAUAACGCAGAUAUCCCUACGAAAAAAUAGUUUUACGUUUUCUUUGAUUUGUAUCACACAAUUCCUUGUACGUUUUGCAGGGGGGACGCAUUAAGAAUAGAACAUAUAUAUUUUCGUUUUAGUUGUGACAGAUUAUGAUAACAUUAUCGUCACAUGAUGACGGACUAAGCACCGUUUUACCAUUUUGUUAAUAUAUUUAU